This is a messenger RNA of Huiozyma naganishii CBS 8797, 2535 nucleotides long. It is a transcript of the gene MBP1, whose product is annotated as transcription factor MBP1. The coding region runs from base 1 to 2535 and encodes 844 amino acids. The record is from RefSeq and is a predicted model, not a curated record. Lineage: Eukaryota; Fungi; Ascomycota; Saccharomycetes; Saccharomycetales; Saccharomycetaceae. Gene Ontology annotation, cellular component: MBF transcription complex; SBF transcription complex. The transcript has a single exon. Gene Ontology annotation, molecular function: DNA binding; transcription regulator activity; protein binding.
AUGUCUGAUCAAAUAUACUCCGCAAAGUAUUCCGGGGUGGACGUCUACGAGCUGAUACACGCCACGGGGUCGAUCAUGAAGCGGAAGAAGGACGAUUGGGUCAAUGCGACGCACAUACUGAAGGCUGCCAACUUUGCAAAGGCUAAGAGAACGAGGAUAUUGGAGAAGGAGGUGUUGAAGGAGGUUCAUGAGAAGGUCCAAGGUGGAUUUGGGAAGUAUCAGGGGACCUGGGUACCCAUUAAUGUGGCGAACGAGUUGGCGAGGAGGUACAAUGUCCAUGAGAUACUGAAGCCGCUCCUGGAUUUCAAACAGGAAAGCGGAUCUGCGUCUCCGCCAAGAGCUCCAAAACAUCAUCAUGCAAGCCGAGCAGACGGGACGAAGAAAAGAGCAACAAAGAGUGCCAGCAUGUCUGCAUUGAGUUCAGCAUCCCCCUCGCCAGGUAUAAAUGGGACAGCCUCCUUCCAAACUAGUGCCGCAGGGGCAAGACAGUCUGGUCUCGGGAGUACAACCGUGGCGUCUGCAACCGGCUCAGAAUCUAACUCGGCAACAACAACAACAACAACAACAACAACAACGGUGGUCAAUCCUGUGGUGACCCGAAGGAGAGGCCGUCCGCCAUUGUCAGGGAAGGGAGCCACAAAACGGAAACUCACCGCGAAAUUGCAGAGGUCUCAAAGUGAUAUGGGGUUUCCCCGUCCCGCGAUACCAAAUUCAUCGAUAAGUUCAAAACAACUGCCGUCACUGAGAACCAAAUCAGUGAACUCUUCCAAAGCAGCCAAGGAUACAUCCCAGAGCGUGGUGACUACGCCACCAGAUAUAAAUACAGAGAAUGUUCCACUCGGGAUCAGGGGACUGCCCCAAUACAAAGAACUGGAUAUUGACGACGGUUUGUCCAGUGAUAUCGAACCGUUAUCCGCCAUCAAGGGGGAUGCUAAUCCAUCUCGUACUAAUAAACUAGAUUCCUCAGGGGCGUCGUCACCGUCACUGCCCACUUCUCCGAGUGAGUUAUCUGAGUCUAACCCGUUUGAUUCGCAGAGGUUCGGCAUGGGGACAUCUCCGAUUGUCUCGAUGAUCCCAAGGUAUCCUAUAAUAAACCAUGGUUUGGAUGAGGUCAGUGACGAGUCCAGCAGACCGCCAACGUCCGAUAUCAACGAUAAAGUGAACCGCUACUUGUCAAAACUCGUGGACUAUUUCAUCUCGAGUGAGAUCAAAUCGAACAAAACGAUGCCGGAUGAGUUACUGAACCCGCCACAGCACAGUGCGCCGUACAUAGAUGUGCCUAUUGAUCCUGAAUUGCAUACAGCCUUUCAUUGGGCCUGUUCUAUGGGUACGCUGCCCAUUGUGGAGGCGCUGUUUAACGUUGGUACGAGUCCGCGUUCGAUCAAUUUCCAGGGGCAAACUCCCCUAAUGAGGGCAUCGAUGUUCCACAACUCGUACACGAGGAGGACUUUCCCCAAGAUUUUCCAGUUAUUACACGAAACCGUUUUCGACGUUGACUCCAACAUGCAGACGGUUAUCCACCAUAUAGUGAAGCGGAAAUCGUCGACACCAUCAGCGGUGUACUAUUUGGAUAUUGUGUUGUCUAAACUCAAAGAUUUCGCCCCGCAGUACAGAAUUGAACUGCUGCUCAACUCUCAAGAUAAUAACGGUGAUACUGCGUUGCACAUUGCCGCCAAGAACGCCGAUAAGCAAUUUUUCAACACGUUGAUAAAUAAUGGCGCUUUGAACGCUAUACCGAACAAGGAAGGGCUGACCUCGACAGAAAUAAUGAAUGAGAGGUACGAGCAGUCAAAAAUCGACACGAAUACGCGCGAAAACGACAAAGAUUUCAUGAUUGAAGACACGUUGAUGUUACCGCAGACAGAAUCGAUGAUAUACUCGUCACAAGCGGCCACGCGCUUUGUUCGUGGCAUCCCAGAUAUAGUGAGUUCGAUGAAAUCGCUUGCUGAAAACUACAACAAGAUGCACCAAAGGAGAGAAAGUCGAAUUCAGUUCACCAGAAAGAAUCUCGAUAAGAUCAGCGCUAAUGUGAAAAACGUAAACAGAGGGCUACUGGAGGUACUACACGAGGGAGGCUUCCGUACCGAUGAACGGGAUAUACCCAAAUUGAUCAAACUACGGGACGAUCAAACGAAUAAACUACGGGGUAACCUUCUUGAAGCAAGGAAGAAGUUAAAGAACUCACUUGAGAAGAAUCAGUCCUUGCAAUUGAAAAGCCUUCUAGCUGAAGGUGGCGGGGAUACAGAUAAAGACGAAAGUGAUUCCUCCGACGGUAAGGGUGGUGUCGCUGACCCGCUAGCAGAUAGAUUGAGGAUGGGGGUGGAACUGACUAGAGCCCAACUCAGGAGAACCCACUAUAUCUCAGAGAUAAUGAGGAUAGUGGAGGACAACAUCAAGAUCCACAAAUACCGUCAUAUGAUUAGUGAGGGCACCGAGAUGGCGCCUGGUGAAAUCGAUGGAUGUCUGAACGUGAUACUCCAAAGUUUGGAGACCGGUUCAAAGGAUCCUAAGGACGCGACAAAGGAACCGACGUAA